ACAGUUUAAUACUACUUCUCUAGGAUUUUUAGGCACCUCAGACUCUCAAGCACAAAGAUAGAAUAAAGAUGUCAAAGUACCUUCCUCCAGAAAUCAUAACCCAAAUUCUUCUAAGGCUACCCAUCAAAUCUCUUCUUCAGUGCACCUCUAUCUGCAAAUCUUGGAACUCCCUAAUUAAACACACUAGAUUCAUCAACAACCACCUUAACCUCAAUUUAGACAAAACAAGCAAUUCCCCUUUGCUCCUUCUCAGGCACUGCCCCAAGGACCCCACUAGAGAGCUCUAUUCUCUACACUUAGAAAAUGGUUCAUUCCAAGAACACUCAAAGCCUGAGCUUCCAGUUCAGAGUCUCAAUGAGUGUUUCCGAAUCGUGGGUUCUUGCAACGGAUUGAUUCUCCUCUCGGAUGAUUACUUCACAGAUUACAACAUGUUUGUUCUAUGGAACCCCUCCAUUAGAAAGUUCAUCACGCUUGCCAAGCCUCAUGUCCCAAAAUCUCCUCAUUCUGUUUAUGGCUUUGGCUUUGAUUCUAAGAAAAAUGAUUACAAGAUAGUAAGAUUGGUGUAUCUCCGCCAAAAUGAAGGCCAAGCUUGCCCGAAAAUCGAGCUUUAUUCGCUGAACUCAGGGUCUUGGAAAAGCAUUACAUCAGCUGCUCCCAGUUAUCAGAUUGCUCAAAACUUUCGGGCUCAAGUUUUUGUCAAUGGGGCUGUCCAUUGGGUUGCGUCUUGUAAGAAAGGAAAUUGUUUUCGCAAUGUGGUUUUGUCCUUUGAUAUGAGUAAUGAGACUUUCCAGGAGAUUGAGCUGCCAGAAGACUUAGCUUGUGAGUUGCCAACUAAGUACAUGCCCAUUUCGGCUGCCGGCAAGUCUAUUUGUGUAAAGCACUUCGAUCAAAAUAGACAUACUAUGUGGGUUAUGAGAGAGUAUGGGGUCGUGGAAUCUUGGGAAAAGCAAGUCUCUAUUGAUGUACAUGUCACUCCCAAUUUCACUCCCAAUUUCAGAGUACUGCAGGUUUUGGGGUGUAGGAAGAAUAAUGGUGAGUUUCUAUUAGAAAGGUAUGACCAUGGAAGAAAAAUUGGAGAGUUAGUCUCUCAUGAUCCCAAGAAGAACACAAAUGAGUUUCUUGGAAUUCACACAGAUCCAGGGUAUUCAUGUAUUGUAUAUUACAUGGAAAGCCUAGUUUUACUCAAUAAGACGAGCUGAUCCAUGCAGAUUUCAUGAAGGAGGAAGAAGAGGAGGAACCAAAAAAUGUAGCAGCUUUGUUUUCAUGUUCAUUAUAUCUUGAUAUAAUACUGUCAUGCUUGCUUAUUUGGAUUAUGUGUGUUGGUCUCUUGAUGAUGAGAGCGUUCUGCAAAAAAAAUGGAAGUUCCUUUU
Messenger RNA from Prunus mume (Japanese apricot), 1370 nucleotides. The record is from RefSeq and is a predicted model, not a curated record. Lineage: Eukaryota; Viridiplantae; Streptophyta; Magnoliopsida; Rosales; Rosaceae.